AUGCUUUUUACCUUGAACUCCCUCUGCCUAUUAAUGACACUUCUCGUCGAGUGUACCAAGGCUAACAUCAUCGAAGCGUGCCCUGGAGACCCCUACAAAGGAUGGCCUUCUGGAAAAGCAGUGUAUUUUCAAUCAAAUGAGCAAGAAAACAGCGUUAUCUCCAUUCCGAUCGGACGUGAUGGGAAACUCUACGGCGGUAUGAUCACUUCCUCGGGUGGCAAAGGAGGUGCCGGCAUAGACAGUACCACCAAAAAACCUGCAGCCCCGGACGCACUUUCAUCGCAAGGAUCGGUGAUUGUGAGCGGCGAUUAUCUUUUCGCUGUAAACGCUGGGUCAAAUACUCUGACCAUGUUCAAAAUCAACCCAAACGAUGCAACAAAUUUGACUAUGAUCGGAGAGCCUGCUAAAAUUCCUGGGGAGUUCCCCGUGACUGUUGGAGCGUCAGUGAAGCACAGCAUGGCAUGCGUCGGGUAUACAGGGGCCAAGUCCGGCACGUCUUGUGCUGUAUUCACCCAAAUGGGACUGGGCCAGAUGAAGCAGGUCGUUGAAUUUGACCUUGAUCAAACCACCCCUCCUAUAGGCCCAACGAAUACGGUAGCUCAAGUCUUCUUCGCUACGGAUGAGUUUCGUUUAAUCACCACCGUCAAAGGAGACCCUAGUACGAACAAAACAGGCUUCAUUUCUGUUCUGCCUUUCAAAGAUACACGCUCAUCUAUUUUUGAAGACGGCGAUAUACGAAGCUCGCCCCCAGGAACUGCUGUGCUUUUCGGUGGCGUCAAUGUUCCUCUUACCUCUGAUCUCUUCAUUACGGACGCAUCCUUUGGGACCACACUGCUCAGCCUCAACCACACAACCGAAAAGUUAUCUUUAAAACACAAGGUCACCAUCAUGGGCCAAGGGGCGACCUGUUGGGUCGCCUAUUCAAAGGCGAGGAAGAGUUUCUUUGUGACUGAUGCCGCAGUCAACCGACUGAUUGAGAUUAGUAAAGAUGGUUCGGCGAUCAUGUCGAUGUUGGACUUGAAAAAUGGUGACCUCGGGCUCACGGACCUUCAAGUUUCUGGUCGUUUUGUUUAUGCCCUUUCUCCUGGCAACGGUACUAUCCCUGCGGCAAUCACAGUAGUCGAUUCCUUUGAGGGCCAUCAGAUUCAGCAUUUCUUGCUGGAAAAGUUGGGUGCUGGGAAACGAUCGCAGGGCAUGGCUAUUCUUCAAAAAUAG
Molecule: messenger RNA, 1215 nt
Organism: Penicillium pulvis
Lineage: Eukaryota; Fungi; Ascomycota; Eurotiomycetes; Eurotiales; Aspergillaceae
Exons: 2
Coding region: 1-1215 (404 amino acids)
Source: RefSeq, a predicted model, not a curated record